This is a messenger RNA of Monodelphis domestica (gray short-tailed opossum), 1282 nucleotides long. NCBI's taxonomy places the organism in Eukaryota, Metazoa, Chordata, Mammalia, Didelphimorphia, Didelphidae. The record is from RefSeq and is a predicted model, not a curated record.
AUGCCACAAGUUGGGAAAGCCCCUCUUCUUCCUAGAGAGCUGAUUCUCAUGCCAACAGCUCAGCCUGGGAUGCCCUAUAGAGGUGUCCCUGACCCUGGCUCCUCACUCACUCUGGUUCUUCAACAGAGAGUUCCUGUCUCCAACUCUCUGGAGGAUGCUGCAUCUCUGGGGGAUGCUGUGGCUCCAGUUCUGGAGGUUGCUGCAGCUCUUGAUCUGGUUGGUGGCUGCUGCUCUUCUCCCACCAUCACAGGAGAUCCCACAGUCACAGACGCCCAAAGUCUGAUUGCUGUGACAGUGGCAGUAGGCGCAGCCAGCAGUCUAGAGGCUGCUGUGGGAGCUCUGGGGGCUGAUGUGGUGGUUCUGGGCGCUGCUGCUGGGUGUCCCUACCCCUGGCUCUUUACUCACUCUGGUUCUUCAGCAGAGAGUUCCUGUUUAUGUCUGUGUUCAGGGUUUACUGAACUUCCACAGAGAUGUCCUACCAGCAAAGUCAGCAACAAUGGCAGGCUACUAAGUGUCCACCCAAGUGUCCCCCCAAAUGCCCUCCCAAGUGCCCUCCCCAGGCUCCAUGCCCUCCUCCAGUCUCUUCCUGCUGUGGUUCUAGCUGUAGAGGAUGCUGUAGCUUGUGGGGAAUGCAGUGGAUCUAGCAGCUCUAGCUCAAGGGAUGGCUGCUGCCUUUUCUCCCACCAUCACAGGUGCAGGCACCAGAUGUCUGACUGCUGUGACAAUGUUAGUGGGUUCAUCCAGCAGUCUGAAUACUGUUGUAAUGGCUCUGGAAGCUGCUGUGGUGCCUCUGGGGGCUUCUACUGAUCUGAUGCCCCAACCUAAGAAGAGAAGAAGAAACCUUUCAUUGACUCUUCCCCUUUUUCUCCUCACUCCUUAGCUUCUUCCCUCUCCCCCUGGAUUUGAACUAUUAAGAUGUUCCUAGGGGAUGGAGAAAAUCAUGGCCUAUCACUAAAUUUUAUCCCAAUUCUCUUUCCCAAUUGAAGUUAUUCUUGUCUUCUUCAUUUAUACUAAGAAGCAAUAAAGUUUAGUUAUUUCUUCUACUCAUGAUUGUCUCCCAUUCUCUGCUCUUUCUCUUUGUAACUUAGUUCAAGGUUCCUCUCUUAUAAAAAAGACCCACACACUUUCCUAAUCAAUACAUUCAAGGAUAGCCCAAGCAGAGAUUAUUGAUAUUAGGGCGAGGAAACUGAGGUAAAGUUCUCUUCAUUCAGACUCAAGGGGACACAUCGAGUAUCUGUGUAGAGAUCAGUUAAUUAUGACAAUCAUCCUUCCUUGAAGGGCA